Arvicola amphibius (Eurasian water vole) is the source of this 10994-nucleotide messenger RNA. RefSeq names its product CUB and Sushi multiple domains 2 (gene Csmd2). The transcript is spliced from 71 exons. The record is from RefSeq and is a predicted model, not a curated record. Lineage: Eukaryota; Metazoa; Chordata; Mammalia; Rodentia; Cricetidae. Bases 1 to 10842 code for a protein of 3613 amino acids.
AUGCCGCGCUCGCGGGCACCGGAGCAGGGAUGUUGCGGCUGCCCGGCAGGGAGGGCUCGCGGCGAAACCGGGAUUUGGGCGCUUGUGCCGGGCACCGGGAGUCGCUGGGGCCGCCCGCCGCCACCUCCGCCGCCGCCGCCGCCGCCACCGCCGCCGCCACUACUGCUGCUGCUGGGUUGGGGGCUUCUCAGUGCCUCGGCUGCCGCGGGCCAGAACUGCACAUUCCAACUGCAAGGUCCCAAUGGGACAGUGGAGAGCCCAGGGUUCCCUUAUGGCUACCCCAAUUAUGCCAACUGCACAUGGACCAUCACCGCGGAGGACCAGCACCGGAUCCAGCUCGUGUUCCAGUCCUUUGCCCUGGAAGAGGACUUUGAUGUGCUGUCAGUGUUUGAUGGCCCACCCCAGGCGGAGAACCUCCGUACAAGACUCACGGGCUUUCAGCUACCGGCCACCAUAGUCAGCGCGGCCAGCACCUUGUCCCUGAGCCUCAUCAGCGACUAUGCAGUCAGUGCCCAGGGCUUCCGUGCCAGCUAUGAAGUUCUCCCAAGCCACACUUGUGGGAACCCAGGGAGGCUGCCCAACGGUGUCCAGCAAGGCUCCACCUUCAACCUGGGUGACAAAGUCCGCUACAGCUGCAACCCUGGCUUCUUUCUGGAGGGUCACGCGGUGCUCACCUGCCAUGCCAGUUCCGAGAACAGCGCCACGUGGGACUUUCCUCUGCCUUCCUGCAGAGCGGACGACGCCUGUGGCGGAACCCUGCGGGGUCAGAGUGGCAUCAUCUCCAGCCCCCACUUUCCCGCCGAGUAUCACAACAAUGCCGACUGCACGUGGACCAUUCUGGCUGAGCUUGGGGACACCAUCGCCCUGGUCUUUAUUGACUUCCAGCUGGAGGAUGGCUAUGACUUCCUGGAGGUCACUGGGACCGAAGGCUCCUCUCUCUGGUUUACCGGAGCCAGUCUCCCAGCCCCUGUCAUCAGCAGCAAGAACUGGCUGCGGCUGCACUUCACGUCGGAUGGCAACCACCGGCAGCGUGGCUUCAGCGCCCAGUACCAAGUCAAGAAGCAAAUCGAACUGAAGUCCCGAGGCGUGAAGCUGAUGCCCAGCAAAGACAACAACCAGAAGACGUCUGUGUUAACUCAGGUUGGUGUGUCCCAAGGACAUAAUAUGUGUCCAGACCCUGGAAUACCUGAAAAGGGCAAAAGACUAGGCUCAGACUUCAGGUUAGGAUCCAGCGUCCAGUUCACCUGCAACGAAGGCUAUGACCUGCAAGGGUCCAAGCGGAUCACCUGCAUGAAAGUGAGCGACAUGUUUGCAGCCUGGAGUGACCACAGGCCAGUCUGCCGAGCCCGUAUGUGUGAUGCCCACCUCCGAGGCCCCUCGGGCAUCAUCACUUCCCCCAACUUCCCCAUUCAGUACGAUAACAACGCACACUGUGUGUGGAUCAUCACAGCACUCAACCCCGCUAAGGUGAUCAAGCUGGCCUUUGAAGAGUUUGAUUUAGAGAGGGGCUAUGACACCCUGACGGUCGGGGACGGUGGGCAGGAUGGGGACCAGAAGACAGUCCUCUACAUCCUGACAGGCACCUCCGUCCCAGACCUCAUCGUCAGCGCCCACCAUCAGAUGUGGCUCCUCUUCCAGAGCGACAGCAGCGGCAGCUCCCUGGGAUUCAAGGCUUCCUACGAAGAGAUCGAACAGGGCAGUUGUGGAGACCCUGGCAUACCUGCCUACGGCCGGAGAGAAGGCUCUCGCUUUCGCCAUGGUGACACACUCAAGUUUGAAUGUCAACCUGCCUUUGAGCUGGUGGGGCAGAAAUCAAUCACGUGCCAAAAGAAUAACCAGUGGUCAGCUAAGAAGCCAGGCUGUGUGUUUUCCUGCUUCUUCAACUUCACCAGCCCCUCUGGGAUCGUCCUGUCUCCUAACUACCCUGAGGACUACGGCAAUCAUCUUCACUGUGUCUGGCUCAUCCUGGCCCGGCCUGAGAGCCGCAUCCACCUGGCCUUCAACGACAUUGACGUGGAGCCUCAGUUUGAUUUCCUAGUCAUUAAAGAUGGCGCCACGGCUGAGGCCCCGGUGCUAGGCACCUUCUCAGGAAAUCAGCUCCCCUCCUCCAUCACCAGCAGUGGCCACGUAGCCCGUCUAGAGUUCCAGACCGAUCACUCCACAGGCAAGAGGGGCUUCAACAUCACCUUUACCACCUUCCGACACAACGAGUGCCCAGAUCCUGGCGUUCCAGUAAACGGCAAGCGGUUUGGUGACAGCCUGCAGCUGGGCAGCUCCAUCUCCUUCCUGUGUGAUGAAGGCUUUCUCGGGACGCAGGGCUCGGAGACCAUCACCUGUGUUCUGAAGGAGGGCAGCGUGGUGUGGAACAGUGCCGUGCUGCGCUGUGAAGCUCCCUGUGGUGGUCAUCUGACUUCUCCUAGCGGGACCAUCCUCUCUCCAGGCUGGCCUGGCUUCUACAAGGAUGCGCUGAGCUGUGCCUGGGUGAUAGAAGCUCAGCCCGGAUACCCCAUCAAAAUCACAUUUGACAGGUUUAAAACCGAGGUCAACUAUGACACCCUGGAAGUGCGAGAUGGGCGGACAUAUUCAGCACCUUUGAUCGGAGUUUACCACGGGACCCAGGUGCCCCAGUUCCUCAUCAGCACCAGCAACUACCUCUAUCUCCUCUUCUCUACUGACAAGAGUCACUCAGACAUCGGUUUCCAGCUCCGCUAUGAGACCAUCACCCUGCAGUCGGACCACUGUCUGGACCCAGGGAUCCCCGUCAAUGGGCAGCGUCAUGGAAAUGACUUCUAUGUGGGUGCUCUGGUCACCUUCAGCUGUGACUCUGGCUACACAUUAAGCGAUGGGGAGCCGUUGGAGUGUGAGCCGAAUUUCCAAUGGAGUCGGGCCCUCCCCAGCUGUGAAGCUCUCUGCGGUGGCUUCAUUCAAGGCUCCAGUGGCACCAUCUUGUCACCAGGAUUCCCCGACUUCUACCCCAACAACUUGAACUGCACUUGGGUCAUCGAGACGUCACACGGCAAGGGCGUGUUCUUCACCUUCCACACCUUCCACCUGGAGAGCGGCCAUGAUUACCUCCUCAUCACUGAGAAUGGCAGCUUCACGCAGCCCCUGAGGCAGCUGACGGGUUCAAGACUCCCAGCACCCAUCAGCGCUGGGCUCUAUGGCAACUUCACUGCCCAGGUCCGCUUCAUCUCUGAUUUCUCCAUGUCCUAUGAAGGAUUCAACAUCACUUUCUCAGAGUAUGACCUGGAACCCUGUGAGGAGCCUGAGGUCCCAGCCUACAGCAUCCGGAAAGGCUUACAGUUUGGCGUGGGUGACACCCUGACCUUCUCCUGCUUCCCCGGGUACCGUCUGGAGGGCACGGCCCGCAUCACGUGCCUGGGGGGCAGACGGCGCCUGUGGAGCUCGCCUCUGCCAAGGUGUGUUGCGGAGUGUGGGAAUUCGGUCACGGGCACUCAGGGCACUUUGCUGUCCCCCAACUUUCCUGUGAACUACAAUAACAAUCACGAAUGUAUCUACUCCAUCCAGACCCAGCCGGGGAAGGGGAUUCAGCUUAAAGCCAAGGCAUUUGAACUCGCUGAAGGAGACCUCCUCAAGGUCUAUGAUGGCACUAACAACUCCGCCCGUUUGCUGGGGGUCUUCAGCCGCUCUGAGAUGUUGGGGGUGACUUUGAACAGCACGUCCAGCAGCCUGUGGCUCGACUUCAUCACAGAUGCCGAAAACACCAGCAAAGGCUUUGAACUUCAGUUCUCUAGUUUUGAACUCAUCCGAUGCGAAGACCCAGGGACCCCACAGUUUGGCUACAAGGUUCACGACGGAGGUCAUUUUGCCGGGAGCUCUGUGACCUUCAACUGUGACCCUGGCUACACACUGCGGGGCAGUGAGGAGCUGAUGUGUCUGAGUGGGGAACGCAGGACCUGGGACCGAUCACUGCCCACCUGUGUAGCGGAGUGUGGAGGGACAGUGAGAGGAGAGGUGUCAGGGCAGGUGCUGUCGCCUGGGUACCCAGCCCCCUAUGAACACAAUCUCAACUGCAUCUGGACCAUCGAGGCAGACGCCGGAUGCACCAUUGGGCUGCAUUUCCUUGUGUUUGACACAGAAGAGGUCCACGACGUGCUGCGCAUCUGGGAUGGGCCCGUGGAGAGUGGGGUGCUCCUCAAGGAGCUGAGCGGCCCCAUGCUGCCCAAGGACCUGCACAGCACCUUCAACUCGGUCGUCCUGCAGUUCAGCACAGACUUCUUCACCAGCAAGCAGGGCUUUGCCAUCCAGUUCUCAGUGUCCACAGCGACAUCCUGCAACGACCCUGGAGUCCCACAGAACGGGAGUCGGAGCGGCGACAGCUGGGAAGCUGGUGAUUCCACGGUCUUCCAGUGUGACCCAGGCUACGCACUGCAGGGGAGUGCGGAGAUCAACUGCGUCAGAAUCGAGAACAGAUUCUUCUGGCAGCCUAGCCCGCCCACGUGCAUCGCUCCUUGCGGGGGAGACCUAACUGGGCCAUCAGGAGUCAUCCUGUCACCAAACUACCCAGAACCCUACCCACCAGGCAAGGAGUGUGACUGGAAAGUGACCGUCUCUCCGGACUACGUCAUCGCCCUGGUAUUUAACAUAUUUAACUUGGAGCCUGGCUAUGAUUUUCUUCACAUCUACGAUGGACGGGACUCUCUCAGCCCUCUCAUAGGAAGCUUCUAUGGCUCCCAGCUCCCAGGCCGCAUUGAAAGCAGCAGCAACAGCCUCUUCCUCGCCUUCCGCAGUGAUGCGUCUGUGAGCAAUGCCGGCUUCGUCAUUGACUACACAGAAAACCCAAGGGAGUCAUGUUUUGAUCCCGGUUCCAUCAAGAAUGGCACUCGAGUGGGCUCUGACCUGAAACUGGGCUCCUCCAUCACCUACUACUGCCACGGAGGCUACGAGGUUGAGGGCGCCUCCACCCUGAGCUGCAUCCUGGGGCCUGAUGGGAAGCCACUGUGGAACAAUCCAAGGCCAGUCUGCACAGCUCCCUGUGGUGGACAGUAUGUGGGUUCAGAUGGAGUGGUUCUGUCCCCAAACUACCCCCAGAACUAUACCAGUGGACAGACCUGCUUGUACUUUGUCACCGUGCCUAAGGACUAUGUGGUGUUUGGCCAGUUUGCCUUCUUCCACACAGCCCUCAACGACAUAGUGGAGGUUCAUGACGGCUACAGCCAGCACGCCCGGCUCCUCAGCUCACUCUCCGGCUCCCACACAGGAGAGUCGCUGCCCUUGGCCACCUCCAAUCAAGUUCUCAUUAAGUUCAGCGCCAAAGGCCAAGUACCAGCCAGGGGGUUCCAUUUUGUCUACCAAGCGGUGCCCCGAACCAGUGCCACACAGUGCAGUUCUGUGCCAGAACCCCGCUAUGGCAAAAGGCUGGGCAGUGACUUCUCCGUAGGGGCCAUCAUCCGCUUCGAAUGCAACUCGGGGUACGCCCUUCAGGGGUCCCCAGAAAUCGAGUGUCUCCCUGUACCUGGGGCAUUGGCCCAGUGGAAUGUCUCUGCACCAACCUGUGUGGUACCCUGUGGUGGCAACCUCACGGAACGCAGGGGCACCAUCCUGUCGCCUGGCUUCCCGGAGCCCUACCUCAAUAGCCUCAACUGCGUGUGGAAGAUCAUGGUCCCAGAAGGAGCUGGCAUUCAGAUUCAAGUCAUCAGCUUUGUCACAGAGCAGAACUGGGACUCUCUGGAAGUGUUUGACGGAGCAGACAACACCGUAACCAUGCUGGGGAGUUUCUCAGGGACAACAGUGCCUGCCCUGCUGAACAGCACCUCCAACCAGCUCUACCUCCACUUCUACUCCGACAUCAGCGUGUCUGCUGCCGGCUUCCACCUGGAAUACAAAACCGUGGGCCUGAGCAGUUGUCCCGAACCAGCUGUACCCAGUAACGGGGUGAAGACAGGCGAACGCUACUUGGUGAAUGACGUGGUCUCUUUCCAGUGUGAGCCAGGAUAUGCCCUCCAGGGCCAUGCCCACAUCUCCUGCAUGCCUGGAACUGUGCGCCGAUGGAACUACCCUCCUCCACUCUGCAUUGCGCAAUGUGGGGGAGAAGUGGAAGAGAUGGAGGGGGUGAUCCUGAGCCCCGGUUUCCCAGGCAACUACCCCAGUAACAUGGACUGUUCCUGGAAGAUUGUGCUGCCUGUGGGCUUUGGUGCUCACAUCCAGUUUUUGAACUUCUCUACGGAACCUAACCAUGACUUCUUAGAAAUCCGGAGUGGUCCCUCCGAGACCAGCCGCAUGAUGGGCAGGUUCAGCGGGAGCGAGGUGCCGGGCUCCCUGCUCUCCACGUCCCACGAUACCAUUGUGUAUUUCCACAGCGACCAUUCCCAGAACCGGCCAGGUUUCAAGCUGGAGUACCAGGCCUACGAACUUCAAGAGUGUCCAGACCCAGAGCCUUUUGCUAAUGGCAUUGUGAGGGGAGCUGGCUAUAAUGUCGGACAAUCGGUGACCUUUGAAUGCCUUCCGGGAUAUCAACUGACUGGCCAGCCCAUCCUCACGUGUCAACAUGGCACCAAUCGGAACUGGGACCACCCCCUACCCAGGUGUGAAGUCCCCUGUGGUGGGAACAUCACCUCUUUCAAUGGCACCGUGUACUCACCUGGAUACCCCAGCCCCUACUCCAGCUCCCAGGACUGUGUCUGGCUGAUCACUGUGCCCAUUGGCCAUGGUGUCCACCUCAACCUCAGCCUGCUGCAGAUAGAACCCUUUGGAGAUUACAUCACUGUCUGGGAUGGGCCACAGCAGACAUCUCUACAGCUUGGCGUCUUCACCCGGAGUCUCUCCAAGAAAAUAGCUCACAGCUCCUCUAACCAGGUCCUGCUCAAGUUCCACCGGGACACGGCCACGGGUGGGAUCUUCGCCAUCGCCUUCUCAGCUUAUCCACUCACCAAGUGUCCUCCCCCAACCAUCCUUCCCAAUGCUGAAGUGGUCACAGAGAAUGAAGAAUUCAACAUAGGUGACAUCGUCCGCUACAGGUGCCUUCCGGGCUUUACCUUAGUGGGGAGUGAAAUUCUGACCUGCAAGCUAGGAACCUACCUGCAGUUUGAAGGUCCACCCCCAAUAUGCGAAGUACACUGCCCAACCAAUGAGCUUCUGACAGACUCCACGGGUGUGAUCCUCAGCCAGAGCUACCCUGGAAGCUACCCACAGUUCCAGACCUGCUCCUGGCUGGUGAGGGUGGAGCCGGAGUACAACAUCUCUGUCACGGUGGAAUACUUCCUUAGCGAGAAGCAGUAUGAUGAGUUUGAGAUCUUUGAUGGUCCCUCAGGACAAAGUCCUCUGCUGAAAGCUCUCAGUGGGAAUUACUCGGCUCCCCUGAUUGUCACCAGCUCAAGCAACUCUGUGUACCUGCGCUGGUCAUCUGACCACGCCUAUAAUCGGAAAGGUUUUAAGAUUCGGUAUUCAGCUCCCUACUGCAGCCUGCCUAAGGCUCCACUCCACGGCUUCAUCCUGGGCCAGACCACCACCCAGCCGGGAGGCUCCAUCCAUUUUGGCUGUGACAGGGGCUACCGUUUGGUGGGACACAGCAUGGCCAUCUGCACCCGGCACCCACAAGGCUACCACCUGUGGAGUGAGGCCAUUCCUCUCUGUCAAGCUCUUUCCUGUGGUCUCCCUGACGCUCCCCAAAACGGAAUUGUGUUUGGCAAGGAGUACACGGUGGGGACUAAGGCUGUGUACAGCUGCAAUGAAGGCUACCACCUCCAGACGGGUGCCGAGGCCACCACAGAGUGUCUGGACACCGGCCUGUGGAGCAACAGCAAUGUCCCCCCACAGUGUGUCCCUGUGACCUGUCCCGACAUCAGCAGCAUCAGUGUGGAACACGGCCGGUGGAGGCUCAUCUAUGAGACCCAGUACCAGUUCCAGGCCCAGCUGAUGCUCAUCUGUGACCCCGGCUACUACUACACUGGCCAGAGGGUCAUCCGCUGCCAGGCCAAUGGCAGAUGGAGUCUGGGAGAGUCUAUGCCUACCUGCCAAAUCAUCUCCUGUGGAGAGCUCCCCACACCUCCAAGUGGGCACCGCAUUGGAACAAUGUCUGUCUAUGGAGCAACUGCCAUCUUCUCCUGCAAUUCUGGAUACACGCUGGUGGGCUCCAGGGUACGGGAGUGCCUGGCCAAUGGGCUCUGGAGUGGUUCUGAAGUCCGCUGCCUUGCUGGACACUGUGGGACCCCAGAGCCCAUUGUCAACGGGCACAUCAACGGGGAAAACUUCAACUACCGAGGCAGCGUGGUGUACCAGUGCAGCGCUGGCUUCCGCCUGAUUGGCAUGUCUGUGCGCAUCUGCCAGCAGGAUCAUCACUGGUCGGGCAAGACCCCUUUCUGUGUGCCAAUUACCUGCGGACACCCAGGCAAUCCAAUCAACGGUCUCACUCAGGGCAACCAGUUCAACCUCAACGACGUGGUCAAGUUCGUUUGCAACCCGGGAUACAUAGCUGAGGGGGCCGCCAGGUCCCAGUGCCUGGCCAGCGGUCAGUGGAGUGAUACGCUGCCCACCUGCAGAAUCAUCAACUGCACGGAUCCUGGGCACCAAGAGAACAGCAUCCGGCAGAUCCAUGCCAGCGGCCCCCACAGGUUCAGCUUCGGGACCACUGUGUCCUACCAGUGCAGCCAUGGCUUCUACCUCCUGGGCACACCGGCGCUCAGCUGCCAGGGAGAUGGCACCUGGGACCGACCCCGUCCACAGUGUCUCUUGGUAUCCUGUGGCCAUCCUGGCUCUCCACCUCACGCCCAGAUGUCCGGAGACAGCUACAUAGUGGGGGCCGUCGUGCGGUACAGCUGCACAGGCAAGCGAACUCUGGUGGGCAAUGCCACCCGCAUGUGUGGACUGGAUGGACACUGGACAGGCUCCCUCCCCCACUGCUCAGGAACCAGCACAGGUGUCUGCGGUGACCCAGGAAUCCCAGCCCAUGGCAUCCGUCUAGGGGACAGCUUUGCCCCAGGCAGUCUGAUGCGCUUCAGUUGUGAAGCUGGCCACGUGCUCCGAGGAUCUUCAGAGCGAACCUGCCAAGCCAAUGGCUCGUGGAGCGGGUCACAGCCUGAGUGUGAAGUAAUCUCAUGUGGGAACCCCGGAACCCCAAGCAAUGCCCGAGUGGUGUUCAGUGACGGUCUAGUGUUCUCCAGUUCCAUUGUCUACGAGUGUCGUGAAGGCUACUAUGCCACAGGCCUGCUCAGCCGACACUGCUCUGUCAAUGGCACCUGGACAGGCAGUGAUCCGGAGUGCACAGUCAUAAACUGUGGUGACCCUGGGAUCCCAGCCAAUGGCAUCCGGCUGGGCAACGACUUCAGGUACAACAGAACUGUGACAUUCCAGUGUAUCCCUGGCCACAUGAUGGAAUCACACAGGGUAUCCGUGCUGAGCUGCACCAAGGACCGGACGUGGAAUGGUACCAAGCCAGUUUGCAAAGCUAUCAUGUGCAAACCUCCUCAGCUCAUCCCUAACGGGAAAGUGGUGGGAUCCGACUUCAUGUGGGGCUCUAGUGUGAGUUAUGCCUGCCUGGAGGGCUACCAGCUCUCCCUGCCUGCCGUGCUCACCUGCGAGGGAAAUGGAUCCUGGACCGGAGAGCUGCCGCAGUGCUUCCCCGUGUUCUGCGGUGAUCCUGGGGUCCCACCUCGAGGGAAGAGAGAAGAUCGGGGUUUCUCCUAUAGGUCGUCUGUGUCCUACUCCUGCCAUCCCCCUCUGGUGCUGGUGGGCUCCCCACGGAGGUUCUGCCAGUCGGACGGGACGUGGAGUGGCACACAGCCCAGCUGUAUCGAUCCUACACUGACCACGUGUGCAGAUCCCGGCAUGCCGCAGUUCGGGAUACAGAACAGCUCCCAGGGCUACCAGGUCGGAAGCACGGUGCUCUUCCGUUGUCAGAAAGGUUACCUGCUUCAGGGCUCCACCAGCAGGACCUGCCUUCCCAACCUGACCUGGAGCGGAACCCCACCUGACUGUGUCCCCCACCACUGCAAGCAGCCAGAGACGCCCACACAUGCCAACGUUGGGGCACUGGACCUACCAUCCAUGGGUUACACACUCAUCUACUCCUGCCAGGAGGGCUUCUCCCUCAGGGGUGGCUCCGAACACCGUACCUGCAAAGCCGAUGGCAGCUGGACAGGCAAGCCGCCCGUCUGCCUGGAGGUCCGGCCCAGCGGAAGACCCAUCAACACUGCUCGUGAGCCACCGCUCACCCAAGCCUCAGUUCCAGGGGAUGUUUUUGCCAAGAAUUCCUUGUGGAAAGGAGCCUAUGAGUACCAGGGGAAGAAACAGCCAGCCAUGCUUAGAGUAACCGGCUUCCAGAUAGCCAACAGCAAGGUCAACGCCACCAUGAUCGACCACAGUGGGGUGGAACUGCACUUGGCAGGAAACUAUAGGAAGGAAGAUUUCCGUCUCCUGCUUCAGGUCUACCAUGUCACGGGGCCCGUGGAGAACUUUGUGGAUAAGUUCAAAGAUGACCACUGGGCAUUAGAUGGCCAUGUCUCCUCGGAGUCUUCCGGAGGCACCUUCGUCUACCAAGGUUCUGUCAAGGGCCCAGGCUUUGGGCAGUUCGGCUUUCAGAGACUUGACCUCAGGCUGUUGGAGUCAGAUCCCGAGUCCAUUGGCCGCCAUUUUGCUUCCAACAGCAGCUCAGUGGCCGCUGCCAUCCUGGUGCCUUUCAUCGCCCUCAUCAUCGCGGGCUUCGUGCUCUAUCUCUACAAGCACAGGAGAAGACCCAAAGUUCCAUUCAACGGCUAUGCUGGCCACGAGAACACAAAUGUUCGGGCCACAUUUGAGAACCCCAUGUACGACCGCAACAUCCAACCCACAGACAUCAUGAGCAACGAGGCGGAGUUCACAGUCAGCACAGUGUGUACUGCAGUAUAGCCCCCAGGCCUGGCUGCUACUGCCACCGCCGCCGAGAGUCCCGCCGCCAGCAGCCGCUCCCCAGGGGGCAGGAAGGAGCUCCCCUGAGCGCAGUGCCCAGUGCCCAUCUUCGUCUGUCCCUCCGCCUUCGUCUGCCACUACUGGGACUCAGG